Dicrocoelium dendriticum is the source of this 2893-nucleotide messenger RNA. The record is from the annotation of a GenBank genome assembly. NCBI's taxonomy places the organism in Eukaryota, Metazoa, Platyhelminthes, Trematoda, Plagiorchiida, Dicrocoeliidae.
GCCUGAUGAAGCAUUUGUGUCAAAUGCGAAACGUUGUGUAUCCUCAUAAAUACAUUAACCGGUCGUUUACCAAGUUUUCUGAAAUGAUGUCUUCCCGAUCGGUUCCAAAUAUGUUCCAAGAUAUUGAGUACAUUUACGGACCUCGUGUUCGCAAAAUGGCGAGUGAAUUUGUGCGCCUAGCAGGCAUCGAAGCCAAUUGGGAAAAUCAUCGGAUUUUUAACAUCAGGUGUCUCAAGAACAACAUUAUCCCCAAAUCCCUCAAAGUUAAACCUCCGGAUUCCUCGUACACCUCGGCACGAAUAGCACUCAGAGCAGGCAAAGCUUUUCUGAGACAAAGAAUCUACCUAACAACUAGACGUCUUGGUGAAAUCCGCAUCCAUGCGAGCCAGCUGCGCUUGGAUUUACAGACUGCGGUGGCACGGACUGAUUAUGACAGACUUUGUGAUAAGGCCUCCGAAGUUAAGGCAGCAAGAGGACGGGAGUCGAAGGAAAGGCAAAUACGUAAGUUUGAAUACUUGAUGACUUCACAUAAUAAGGUCGAUAGUCGUACUGAUAAGCAAGUAUCUAAUAGCAACUGUUGUAGCGUUGUUAACAUGUCAGAUAGAGUGUUAAGUGUAAUAGAGCGUAGAGUUUUAGAAAAGGGUCUGAAUUUUACUAUCAGUAAAUCUAAACUAAGGGCAGAAGAUGUAAUUCCUGGAGUUGAACCCGUUAUGACUAGAUUACCACUUGAAAAGGCGGAAAACAUCCGCGCCCAAUUAGCAAAUAUAAUUAGAUUUCAACAGCCGGUAGAAUCGAAUCUUGCUCCAGCUGAACACGCAGCGUUAAAGACCCUGAAAGAGGAUAGCAGUAUUGUCAUUACAAGAGCGGAUAAAGGUAAAGUAACAGUGGUAAUGAAUAAAACAGAUUAUUUAGAUAACAUGAAGGAGCAUUUGACCACGGGACCAUACAAAGAGGUUAAACAGAAAUCCAUUACAUCGGUAAUGAAUAAGAAGAAAUCAGAUGUCGCUAGUUACUUAAGGACCGUGAAGGACAGUUUAGGAAAGGGCAAAUGGUACAGCAUUUAUCCGAAGUCGGCUAUUCCACCUAGAAUUUACGGUCUCCCAAAGAUACACAAGCCCAAGGUCCCCUUGCGACCUAUAGUGGAUGGCAUAGGCUCUCCCACACAUGAACUCGCGAGAUAUCUAGCGAGCCUGCUGCAACCCCUAACAGGGAGAACGAACACAUUUGUAAAAAACUCUUAUGAGUUUGCACAAAUGGUGCGAGGGGUGAGCAUCGAACAAGACGAAUUGAUGGUCAGCUUCGAUGUUACCUCCUUGUUCACGAAUGUACCCAAGGAGGAGGCGUUACGAUUAGCGAAAAACUGCUUGAGAGGGGACAGCAGCUUGGAGGACAGAACAAAGCUGACAGUGGAUCAACUGGUCGAGGGGAUAGCUUUGUGUCUUGACAUGACUCAUUUCACAUUCCAGUCUAGAAUGUACACUCAAGAACAGGGUCUGGCCAUGGGAUCUCCAAUAUCCCCCGUAUUAGCCAAUAUGUACAUGGAAGAGUUUGAAAAGAAAGCAUUACCCAAUUUCCGUGGUGCCCUGAAAGUAUGGUGGCGCUACGUGGAUGACACUUUUGCGAUUAUAAAAAGGGAUAAAAAAGAAGAAUUUUUAAACUAUUUGAACUCUAUUGACAAUGCGAUAAAGUUCACAAUGGAACUUGAGUCGCAGAGCGGUACACUUCCGUUCCUUGAUUGUCUGGUACAUAGGAAGGAAGGAACGUUAAAAACAACGAUGUAUCGCAAACCAAUGGACACAGAUGGGGUACUCAGCUAUAGUUCAAGCCACCCAAAGCACGUGUACGCGGGAAUCGCCUCAUCACUAUUUCACAGAGCAAGUGCUCUGUGCACGGAGGAAGAAGAUAAGAAAGCAGCGCAGAGGGAAGCGAUGAAAAACUUAAUAGCUAGCGGAUAUCCGAAACGAUUAGUGAAACGACAGCUACAGAAAUGUCUCAACCCACGCGCAACUCCAACCGCAGAGUGGAUAGCGACAGUGGGUAUUCCGUAUAAAGAAGGAACCUCGGAAGCGAUUCGGAGAGUACUGAAUAAGGAGAAGAUAAGGGUAGUUUUCCAGAAGGGUCGAACUCUACGGUCCACACUUGUGCACCUGAAGGAUACACUCCCUUUAGAUAGAACAACUAACUGUAUUUACAAAAUUCCAUGUAAAGAUUGUACACAAGUGUAUAUAGGCCAAACAGCGAGGGAAUUACGUACAAGGAUUUCAGAACAUAGGCGACACAUAUCACGACCUCCGCGAAAUGAGCUAGAGUAUGGAGCUCUACUCAGAGAUUCAGCAAUAGCAAUGCAUGCGCUAGACACGGGACAUAAAAUUGACUUCGAAAAUGUGGAGGUAAUCAGGAGGGGAUUACGAUCAGCCAAACAAAGGCUGAUUGCUGAGGCUAUAGAAAUAACCAAGGCUAACAACUGCGUGAAUAGAAUAGACGGAGUAGGGCUGUCCAGUGCCUGGCGUCCAGUCUUACUCCGGCCAGCUUUGUAAGCAUCGGCGGAUGGAUCCCAAGUCGGAAUGAACUAUCGGCCCACCCUCCACCAAACUCCGAAGUACUAAAGCCAAAUUCUAUCGGUGUCCAAGUUCCCUGCAACGGUUCAAUUAAGAUUGUUAACCACAAUGCAAUUAUCCACGGACCGGCAAUUUCUUUCCCCCAUUUGACCCUGACUGAAACAAACUACAGUGUACCCGCGAACAUAUUGACCUUUGACCGCUGUUAUCAUUCAUAGAUGAACUGCAAAUUGAUUCGUCUUUAUAAUUCACUUCGCCUGAUGAAGCAUUUGUGUCAAAUGCGAAACGUUGUGUAUCCUCAUAAAUACAUUAACCGGUCGUUUACCAAGUUUUCU